Molecule: messenger RNA, 716 nt
Organism: Sturnus vulgaris (Common starling)
Lineage: Eukaryota; Metazoa; Chordata; Aves; Passeriformes; Sturnidae
Product: 16 kDa beta-galactoside-binding lectin
Molecular function (GO): laminin binding; lactose binding
Source: RefSeq, a predicted model, not a curated record
GGGCGCUGCGUCACUGCUGCUCGGCUAAGGGGCUCGGGGCUGUCUGCCUGCUGGGGCUGGUGUCUGCAGCAUGGAGAAAGGACUGGUUGUUACUCAGCUGGAUGUCACACCUGGUGAGUGCAUCAAGGUCAAAGGGAAGAUCGAGGAUGAUGCUAAAGGGUUUGCUGUGAAUGUCGGGAAGGACAGCUACAACCUCAUGCUGCAUUUCAACCCUCGCUUUGACUGCCACGGGGAUGUCAACACCAUCGUGUGCAACUCCAAGGAGGAUGGCACAUGGGGGGAGGAGGACAGGAAGGCUGACUUUCCCUUCCAGCAGGGUGACAAGGUUGAGAUGUGCAUCUCCUUCGAUGAAACCGAGGCAACGGUGAAGCUGCCCGAGGCAGAGUUCAAGUUCCCAAAUCGGCUGGGCAUGGAGAAAAUUGAAUACCUGGCGGUGGAGGGUGACUUCAAAGUCAAAGCCAUUAAGUUCAGCUAACAGCUCUAGCUUGGUUUGUUUUGUUUUCUGCCCCCUGUGCAGUGAAAUAAACCAAAAUUUGCAAUGGCUGCUUCCUCUGCUGUUUCCUGCUCUAAUCUGCUUGCUCCUGUGUGUGCUACGGGGGUGGGCAGGGAGGGGAUUGUGCAUCCAGCCACUUUCCUCCUCACACUCCAGCCUUGCAGCUACUACUGAGCUAGACACGAGCCUGGCAAAGCCUGACUGACUGUGAGCGAAGCUGCCU